UGUGAUACAAUAUAAGCAAUUUGAGCUGUCUUGUGUAGUGUGCCUAGGAGUAACUUUCUCAAACACGUUAGCCAGAAAAAUGUCGGUGGUUAGCUGCGCCCUGAGUCGAAAUGUUGUGGCCAUUAGGAAUGCUGGCAUGAUGGUGAUGGUGCGGCACGCUCAGACAGCCGCUGCCACGGCUCCUGAACCAAGAAUCAAGAAGUUCCAGAUUUACCGCUGGGACCCAGACACCGCCGGAGACAAACCACGAAUGCAGACGUAUGAAAUUGAUCUCAACAGCUGUGGUCCAAUGGUUCUGGAUGCCCUCAUAAAGAUCAAGAAUGAAAUCGACCCCACACUGACAUUCAGACGCUCCUGUCGUGAGGGUAUUUGCGGCUCAUGUGCUAUGAACAUCAAUGGAGGCAACACACUGGCAUGCCUCAACAAAAUCGACACCAACACGAGCAAACCGACCAAAAUCUACCCGCUCCCACACAUGUAUGUGGUCAAAGAUCUGGUGCCUGAUAUGAGCAACUUCUAUGCACAGUACAAAUCCAUCGAGCCCUACCUGAAGAAGAAGGACGAAUCUCAAGAAGGGAAGGAGCAGUAUUUCCAGUCGGUGGAGGACAGGCAAAAAUUGGACGGCCUGUAUGAGUGCAUCCUCUGCGCUUGCUGCAGCACCAGCUGUCCCAGCUACUGGUGGAACGGAGACAAAUACUUGGGACCUGCUGUCCUAAUGCAGGCAUACCGGUGGAUGAUUGACUCCCGUGAUGAAUUCACUGAGGAGCGUCUGUCCAAACUUCAGGACCCCUUCUCGCUCUACCGCUGCCACACUAUCAUGAACUGCACUAAGACGUGUCCCAAGGGACUCAACCCAGGAAAGGCCAUUGCGGAGAUUAAGAAAAUGAUGGCGACCUACAAAGAGAAGAAAGCAGCAGCGUCGUGAACACACAAAAAUCCAGCGGUUUCAAGAUCCACUAAAAUACUUUGAACUAAGUUAAGCGAAAGAGAAGAACCAAGGGGGAACUUUUCCUUCAUCAGCAUCUUUUUUUUUUUAAUUUCAGUGAGUGUGUGAAAUGUGAGUGUGUGAGUGGGAUUUUUAUUUUGAGGAAGACAGGAAAUGGUGAGAUUGAGUGCUAGAAAAAACUGUUAAACAAACAUAUUUUGUGUGAUACCACAAGUUGGACCACAUCUAUGCUAUACGUGUGCACAGUGUAAAGGCUCUAUAGUAUUUACUAAUUGGGAAGAGCUCUUGAAAAUGUACUCAAGACUGUAAAUAUUUAAAUAUGUGUUCAUUAAAGAUGUGCUGGGCUCAUUGAAGAUAUUAAACAUA
Molecule: messenger RNA, 1312 nt
Organism: Plectropomus leopardus (leopard coralgrouper)
Lineage: Eukaryota; Metazoa; Chordata; Actinopteri; Perciformes; Serranidae
Product: succinate dehydrogenase [ubiquinone] iron-sulfur subunit, mitochondrial-like
Biological process (GO): respiratory electron transport chain; tricarboxylic acid cycle; aerobic respiration
Cellular component (GO): mitochondrial membrane
Molecular function (GO): 2 iron, 2 sulfur cluster binding; electron transfer activity; oxidoreductase activity
Source: RefSeq, a predicted model, not a curated record